GGUUACUAUGGAUACUGGCCGGGGUGGAGUUUACAGGAGGCGGAAGUGUUAACGCAGGCGGAAGUGGUACUGCCCUGAAUUCCCUGAGCAGCGAAACGGAGGACGGAUUGAUACUCCAAGCAUUUAGAGACAAAAAGUAGGACUCGAAAUAUAUUUAAAUUAUCGACAUGGAUAAGAGUGACCUAGUGCAGAAGGCUAAACUGGCCGAACAGGCUGAACGCUAUGACGACAUGGCUUCCUCUAUGAAGGCUGUCACUGAAGGUGGAGGUGAGCUGUCUAACGAGGAGCGCAAUCUGCUAUCCGUGGCUUACAAGAACGUGGUGGGUGCUCGCCGCUCCUCUUGGCGUGUAAUCUCCAGCAUUGAGCAGAAGACGGAGGGGAGUGAGAAGAAACAGCAGAUGGCACGAGAAUACCGUGAGAAAAUUGAGUCUGAGCUACAGGAAAUCUGCAAUGAUGUGCUGGCACUUCUUGAGAAGUACCUCAUACCUAAUGCUAGCCAGGCAGAGAGCAAAGUCUUCUACCUGAAAAUGAAGGGAGACUACUACAGAUACUUAUCUGAGGUGGCAUCAGGCGAUGAAAAAAAAUUAACAGUGGACCACUCUCAGAAGGCUUACCAGGAUGCAUUUGAUAUCAGCAAGAAAGAGAUGCAGCCUACACACCCUAUCAGGCUGGGGCUUGCGCUCAACUUUUCUGUUUUUUACUAUGAAAUUCUAAACACCCCAGAGCAGGCCUGCAGUUUGGCAAAGACGGCUUUUGAUGAAGCGAUCGCUGAGCUUGACACUUUGAAUGAGGACUCUUACAAAGACAGCACCCUGAUUAUGCAGCUACUAAGGGACAACCUUACUCUGUGGACAUCAGAAAACCAGGGGGACGAGGGGGACGCUGGAGAGGGCGAGAAUUAAAGGCAUUGCACUUCACUGUUUAAAUCCACCCACACUCUUGAUCUUACACAUACAGCCCAUAGUUCCCUACUCCAUCUACUUCACCCUAACUUGCCUUUCUGUAUGAUGAGCAGCAUGAAUUGUAUCUGACAUACAAGUCUCUGCCCCUCUGAGAUCAAGGCACAGGGUAAUGUUCGAUUCAUUGACGGCUGAGAUGUUUUGAACAUGUCUGUUUGGAUGUCUUGUGGGAGGGGAGGGGGUGUUAAAUAUAGGUGUACUGUGGCCUAAUACUGCUAAUUUUUUAAAAAGGUAAUGCAUUAUACUAUCUUUCACUCCUCUCUAUCCUGUCUUCUCAGUGGUUUUAUCAAAAAACUUUAUUAAACUGUCCAUUUAAUUUAAUAAUCACUGUGAUGCUUAAUUCCCCCCUCCCUACUUCCUGGUUAAAUUGGAAAUAGCUUUAUUGGUAUGAGCAGUACAAUUCUGUCGCAACUCAUACAGAAAGGAAGUAAACAGGCUGUAUUGUGACACUGACUAAUAUGCAUUAUUACUGUUGUCAUGCAGUGUUCGUAAUUUUUUACUUUGCAUGUGUCCAAGAAUGAAAAUAAAAGGGACCUGAGGUUGUCA
This is a messenger RNA of Ictalurus punctatus (channel catfish), 1505 nucleotides long. It is a transcript of the gene ywhaba, whose product is annotated as tyrosine 3-monooxygenase/tryptophan 5-monooxygenase activation protein, beta polypeptide a. The record is from RefSeq and is a predicted model, not a curated record. Gene Ontology annotation, cellular component: cytoplasm. Lineage: Eukaryota; Metazoa; Chordata; Actinopteri; Siluriformes; Ictaluridae. Gene Ontology annotation, biological process: signal transduction. The transcript has 6 exons. The coding region runs from base 168 to 902 and encodes 244 amino acids.